GUAAUAUACAAUGGGUCCGAUUGGUAAUGGCCGUAGCUUUAAAUAUUUUGUUGUAGAAAAAAAUCUGUAAACUUUUUGAUGUGGCUUUAGAUUUUAUUGUUGUAGAAUUUUAUUGAAGCACUAAAAAAUUGCUUUGGAUAUUUGGCUCUGCAGAGCAUUUGUACAGCUGUAGGUUAUUUUAAGAGCUGUGGUUUCAAAAAAAAAUUUAAAGCUUGAUUGCUCUAAAUUUGGUGCUGUAGAAAUAAAUAGGGUUGUGGACAGCACCUACAGCAACUACCAAUCACCCCCAAUAUAAGAAAUGUAUAUAUACAAUAUAAGAGAAAAUAAUAAGUAAAUAUACAUUUUAGAAAAUAUAAAUUCUACAUUAAACAUCUAUCUUAAAAUGAAAAAAAUAAAUAAAAGGUAAUAUACAAUAUAAUAAAUGGAAAUAUACAAUAUAAGAAAAAAAGAGCAAAUAUACAAUUUUAAAAAAUGGAAAUACUACAUCAAACAGUAAAAGGAAAAUGUAUAAAUUUACAUCAAGCACGUCUCUAUAAAACCCAUUGUAUCAACACCAUCAACCUCACACCCAUCAAAGAAGACUCCAAAGAAAUCCAGCAAAGAAAAGACAAUGGCUCCUCCCACAACCCUCGCUGUCCCAACAACGUUUGACGACCUCGAAGGAGAUUUCUGUAACAAGGAAGUUUUUGUCAGGCUGAUUCAUUGCUGGGAAGCCCGACACUUCAAAAAGGCGAACAUACUCAUGGGAGUUGAGUUGCUCCUCAUAGACUCAAAGUCAACAACCAUUCAGGGGUUUAUCUCCACACACUUCCUUCCCCGCUUCAAAGAGGACCUGAAACCCAACACAAUUUACAAGCUCAACGGGUUCAGCAUCAGACUUUCCAAAUCAGUUUACAGAGUCUCACCACAUAAGCACGGGAUCAGCUUCAACAACAAGACAACCUUCACUCCUGUUCAUGAAGUGGACUACCAGAUUGAUUCUCAGCACUUUCGUAUACGAGAUCUCCAAGCGUUCACCGACAUUGUCGAUAAACACACAGAUCUUCUCGAUAUCAUUGGCUUUUUGCGAGUCAUCAAUGGGGACAACUUAGACACUCAGACACCCAUGGCUACUGCCCCAGCACCUGCUGGUGAAAGAUCAAAGGAUAUGGUCUUCUUGCAUGUGCAACUUGAAGACGGCGAGACAGCUCGUGUUUAUCUGUGGGACAAAAUUGCUGCUGUUUUCCGAAGUAGAUGGAAUGAUAGCAAGACAAAACCGUCAGUAAUCUUGCUCACCACUCUCAAUUCAAAAACACUUGGAGGUGUUGUUACCCUAAGCUCCACAGCCUCCACACGCCUCUUCUUUGACUCGGACAUCAUUGAUACAGAAAAAUUAUUAUCAAGCUCUUCCGCUGCAGUUACUAAAGUGGAGACAGUGACAUUGAAAGAAAUUCACAAAUUCUUAGAAAAUGAGUCACCACAGGUCGCUAACUUCAUUUGCACUGCAACAAUAACGGAUGUCAUGGAAGAAUAUGGUUGGUACUUCAUCUCCUGCACCGCCUGCAAGUCUCAACUUGAAAGGUCAGAAACAACUUUCAUUUGCCCUAACUUCAAGUGCAAGAAACCAAACACUGUCGGGCUCAUCAGGUCAGUUUCAUUUAAAAACAAAAACAGAGAACAUAUGCUAACGCACAUAAAAUUUAAUAAAUAAGAUAAUAUCAAAUAUUUAUGUGGAUUAUACAUUUAAUUAUCAUAAUAUUUUCCAAACUUUUUAUUAUUAGUUAUAUAAAUAUUGUAAAACUAUUUAUUAAAAUUAUUAUGACUAUUGAUUAUUAAUUAUGCUUAUCGUACGUUUACAUUAAUUAAUCAUUUACCAUAACAAACUAAAAAUAUUUUAAAAUAUAAUAGAUAAGUUUAAAAAUAUAACAGAUAAGUAAAGCUACUAACUAAAAACAAUUAAAACAUAAUAAUAAGUAAAAUUACUAAGUAAAAUUAUUUAAAAUUUUUAUAAAUAAAAAAAACCCUAAAACUAUGGAGAAAGUGACACAUAAGUUAAAUUACUUCAUAAAUAAAACUACUAAUAAAUAAAAAAUUAAAACAUAAUAACAAGUAAGAUUACUAAGUAAAAUUAUUUGAAAUAUUUAAAAUUUUAAAUUAUUUAUAAUUUUGACAAAUAAACGAAAACACCUAAAAUUAUGAAGAAGCUAAAACAUAAGCCAAAUCACUUCAUAAAUAAUAGUAUAGAUAGAUAUAUAUAUGUAUCAUAACCUAAAUAUAAAUAAUUUAACAAGUUAAAUUAUAAAAAGAUAAAAAUCCCGGGCUACGUUAACCCCUAGUCUUUAUGUAAAAAGUUUGCUAGACAAGAAACCCGACUUUGUCAUGUCUUUUCUUGAGUAACUUCAGAGAGAUGAAAUUAUUGUAAAUGCAAUUUCAUGGAUGAAGAACACACAUGAUCAAUGACUUGAUAUUUUAUUCUUUUUGUACUUUGUAUUAACGUAUAUUUCAUACUGCACUAAACAAAAUUUAUAAAGCUAUCUAUCUAUAAUAAUAAACGAGACUUCUCUCCCUUCUCGUGCUGCUACUUUAGCAUUGAGCAUGGGGCAAAAUAUUGUUUAGUGGGCUUGAUGUUUAAAACCGUUUAAUGUAAUAGGCUCAACUCUUUUAUAAACAUGUGCAUAUGUCAGAGACUCAGAGUCCUAGAACAAAGCCGCGGAUGUCGAUGAUUUUUGUCCGAAUGUCUUCUCUUUGUGAAACGCUCACGGUCCCGCUUCUCAUCCUCAUUGAUGCUUCUGAGAAACAUCUGCAGUUAUGGCAUUCAUUCAGUCUUGAGUUGCUAUGCCUCCUUAGUUCAUGUUCAAUGCAUCGAUCUCAUCGUCUUUUAUAAGAUACAAUCUUUCUAGACUCCCUCUUGCUACCGUCCAGUCUCCCUUCGAGAUGCCAGUCAGUGGAUCGAGAACUACGAGUUUAUCUUUUGGGCACUCAUAUCCCAUGGGAAGAUGUAUUUCCGCAGAUAUCUCCAUUGAAAAGAGCCUCACGUCAAUAGAACAUCUAUGACAUUCUCGCGGAUCAUUGAAUUCUGUCACAACCUCCCUCUUGCUUGCAGAUUUUGACCUCACUGCAACUCUUCAUCAUAAAAAAAGAUUACCGCAAGCAUGAAGUCCAAUAUCUAAUCGUGCAACAACCAUUGAAGAAUCAGUUUCAUUUACUACAAGAAACAGUCCUUAGGUGAUUUGGCAAGGAAGAGUCUAAGACUCACGGUUCAGAGAUGGAGAGCUAAGAAACAGAGGAUGCACCAUUGACACCAGAAGAUAAUCAUUCACUUCUUUUAGCUUUAUAAACAGAGUCUAAGACUCACGGUUCAGAGAGAAGCGAUAUAUCACAGCGAUAUAAUCAUUCACUUCUUCACUCCCGGUUUACUCCACCGGAGCUUUUACUCUCGAUGUUAUGUAGCUUCUUGACGCGAAGUCUAUUGUUUCUCAGAUGAUGGUGAUUCAGUCAUCAGUAAGCGUACACCGGCUUAACAAGUAAUGGAACUAGCCAACACGAACACUCAUUUACGAGGUCAGAUUUAAAUCCAAAAUCUAAUAAGUUUGAUAAUCCUUAUUUGAUUUCUCACUUACUAGCUUAGGCUUAGCGUGGAUAUUUUCCAAUAUAUAUUGUUGGGCAAGUAAGGGGCAUUAGGACUACUUACAAUGAAGCGACUAAAAGUACACAACGUAUGAUGAUCACCCUGAGCAUAGAAAGGCACUCAAAUAUAUGCCCAAGUGUUUUUGACGGAAUGGCUAAGCUCCUUGAUAAAAACCUGCUGCUUAGCGGUGAUGUACUUGAUUGAGAUCACUCCUGUGAAAAAUGGUGACUGUGGGAAAUGAUGAUGUUGAAGGUGGAGAAAGUGAGGCCACAGCUUCAACUCACACCUCUGUUGAAGGAAGGGAGACAAGCGAGGAGGCAACUGUGAAGGAAGAUGGGUAGUCCGGCAAGUAGGUACAGUGUGAGUAACAUCCAAAGCACAAUGGGAGAUCAAGUUACAGGACAGGAGUGCGUUUAAGUUGCAUUAGUUUCUAAAUUACAUCUCCAACAGUAUGAAAUCUGAGUACUUCCAAGCUUAUAGCUAUUUUGUUUUGCUUUUUAUUUUCAAAAUGUUAACCUCCACAGUCCUUUUGGACUAAGCAAAUAUUAAGAUCCUGAUC
Brassica napus (rape) is the source of this 4166-nucleotide messenger RNA. RefSeq lists its product as uncharacterized. Gene Ontology annotation, molecular function: DNA binding. Lineage: Eukaryota; Viridiplantae; Streptophyta; Magnoliopsida; Brassicales; Brassicaceae. The transcript has 12 exons. Bases 611 to 1690 code for a protein of 359 amino acids. Gene Ontology annotation, biological process: DNA recombination; DNA repair; DNA replication. The record is from RefSeq and is a predicted model, not a curated record. Gene Ontology annotation, cellular component: nucleus.